GCGGGGCGGCGGGAGGCAUGCUCCUCCUGCCUCGCCUGCUGUGCCUUGCCACUGGGGCCACCGGCGCGGCCAUCUUCGGCGGCACGCUCACGAAGGAGGCCGCCGCGGGGUGGCUGAAGGUGUGGCGCGCGGCCUACAAGAAGAACGACGGGUCGGUCCCGGAGCUGAAGGACUCGGUGCUGCCCGCGGACCUCGGGGGGCUGGACUCCAUGGUCGUCAUCUCCAGCGGGGGGGCCGCCGGGGGCGUUGUCACGGAGGGCAUGGGCUACGCCAUCAUGGUGGAGGGGAUCCACGCCCUCGGGGGGAGCAAGGCUGGGCUGCGCAACGGUCUCGCGCUCACCAAGGCCUGGCUUGGGAUGGUCUACGGCCCCCCGGAGACAUCUCUUGGCAGGACGGAGCUCCCUCUCGGCGGCGGCAGCGGCGAGAAGGGAUCUGCGACACAGGCCGACGUGCCGCCGUACGGGGUGUCGGCCAUCGAGGGCAAGAGCGGCGGGUUCUCCGGGCUGCCGGCCUGGAAGUUCCCCGUAAACCAGUGCGCACCGUUCUGCCACGGCACCGCCACAGACGGAGACGAGGACGCGCUGCUUGGUAUGAUCUACCUCGCGGAGGCACUGAACGCCCCAGACGACUUCGUCGACAUGGUGAUGCGCACCGCCAUUGCCUUCGCGUCCACCGACCUCGGUUUCCCAGAUCUCUACCGGAGCCUGCCAGACGGGUCGCGUAUGUUCGUUCCCAAGGGGGGCUCUGAUUGGGGCGGCCUGACGCCAGGCUCAGGGAAGUACGGCGCGUCCCAGCAGCCGUGGUGCUACAACCCCUCCUACUUCGCCCCGGGGCACUACCGCGUCUUCAGGGACUUCGUCCAGAAGUAUUGGUCAGCGGGAUUCGAUGACUAUCUGCCGCCGUACCUCGACGGCACGCCCUCCACGUUGAAGGACCUGGUGGCGUCGUUCGAGGGUGCGAUCACGGCGGGGUACAACAUCCUCUACCACUCCUCGUGCCCCUCGGGCGCUGUAUCCAACUGGGUGGGCGUCAGGUCGGAGUGCGGAGACGGCGGCCUCAACUGCGAGGGGGUGCCCUGGGCCACCACGCCGUACGUCGGCAGGAACGGCACCUGCACCGCCUCUGGGACGACCUUUGGCUCCUACGGCCCGGACGCCAGCCGCACGCCCUGGAGGAUAGCAAUGGACUACAUCCUGUACGAGAAGGAAGCCACCGACGUGCAGAUGUACGACAGGCAUGGCAAGCCAGACUCCUCGCUUGAGUUCAACGCCCAGGUCUACCUGAACCGGUUCGCCAACCAGUACAUGCGCUAUGCGACUUGCGACGGGGGCAAGGCGGGAGCCUGCUAUAUGCAAGGCACGGUGGCGACCUACGAGCUGGCGUCGGCUUUCUCUAUGAAUGCCCCUGGGCUGACUUGCAAGAAUGUUCCCAAUGCCGGGCAGGAUUGGUGGGCUGGCUUCAUGUCCUACCCGACUUUCACUGUUUUCGUCGCUCCGCAUAGCAACCUGACAGCCAAGCAGAGCGCGCAGUGGCAGGAGACCCUGGCGGGCAUAUGCGACUUCUCCGGGAAGUCGCCCAAGGGCGGCCUGUGCAGCGACUCCUACUUCGAGCUGGGGCAGGAACUGAUCUCCACGAUGGUCAUGUCCGGCCACGUUGCGCCCCUGUAUUCUCCUGGCGGCGGGCCACCACCCUCCACCGCCUCCACCACCGAGUUCGUGCCAGCCCCGACCCCUCUUCCCAGCACAGUGGCGCCGCCACGGGCGCCCCAAACCACCUCGGCUGGCCCGACCAUUUCUGUCUCGACGGCGCCCGCCACCCGCACAGUUCCGACCUUGACGCCAGAUGCGGCCCCGCCGACCUCACGACCCACGACCACGGCGACGAGGGCGCCCCGCGCCCCCGCAGCCGCUGCCGGCGCCGCCGCCGAAGAGGGCGUCUGCUGCCUCGUCGGCUCUGACGACGGGUGCGGGAGCUGCAGUAUGCUGGCGGAGGCCCUUCCGAGCAGCCACUGCAGCAAGUCCGAGGCCCAGUGCGUGGGCUGCGGCCCCAGGGCGGAGUGGUGCGGCGCAGGCGGGAGCCGCGGCAGCCGCAGCCGCGGCGGCGAGAGCGGCAGCAGCAGCAGGCCACAGGUGACGUCGUCCGCUGCGCCCCAGGCGGCGGCCCCGACCACCACGGCGGUCUUGCAGAAGCCGACCACCAAGCCGGCCGAGCCAGCCACCACGGCCGCGGACGAAGCCGCCACUGCGCGUGCCGAGGCGCCAGGCUUCUGCUGCCUUGCCGGCAGUGACCCGCUGGACCCCUGCGGCUCUUGCUUCGGCUCGGCGUGGUCCGACCCCGGCGGCCCCUGCAGCAACUCCGAAGCCGCUUGUGGCGCCUGCGGGCCCUCGGCGGCGUGGUGCCAGCACGGCGCGGUCGAGCCAGAGCGCGGCGCGGGCCGCGACGUCUUCCACGGCGCCGUCGGCGUCAUCCGCAAGUUCGCGGACGCCGACGGCGCCGUCCCCGUGCCCAAGAGGCCGGGGGCGGGGCUGGGGGUGGCCCUGCUCGAGAUGGCCGCGGCGUUGGCCACGGUGGCAGUGGCCGUGGCCGCUUGCCGCGGCGCGGCGCCCAGGAGGUCCGCGCCAGAGUACGGGUGCCUCCAGCCGCGUGCCGGCGGCGAGGGCGAGGCGACCGCGUGA
Prorocentrum cordatum is the source of this 2675-nucleotide messenger RNA. Lineage: Eukaryota; Dinophyceae; Prorocentrales; Prorocentraceae. The record is from the annotation of a GenBank genome assembly.